AUGGUAGCCAUCAUCGGCCGCCCCAACGUGGGCAAGUCUUCGCUUUUCAACCGCAUUCUCUCGCGCCGGCAUGCCAUCGUCUCCGAAGUGGCCGGAACCACCCGCGACCGCCUGAUAGCCCAGGCGUCGUGGAAGGGCCGGCCGUUCCUGCUGGUCGACACCGGCGGCCUGGAAGACGACCCGGACGGGCACAUUCCCCAGCGGGUCCAGCAGCAGGCCGACAUGGCGAUGGGCGCCGCCGACGUCAUUGUGUUCCUGACCGACGUCAUCGAGGGGGUUACGGCCACGGACGAGGCGGUAGCGCAGCGGCUGCGGCGCACGGACAAGCCCAUACUGCUCGCCGUCAACAAGGUGGACAACGACAACCGGGAACUCGCCGCGGCGGAGUUCUUCGGUUUGGGGCUCAACGACACAGCAUUCAUCUCCGCGUACCACAACUACGGCGUCUACGACCUGUUGGAGCGAAUUGUCGAGUUGCUGCCCAGGCGGGAACUGGCCGAUGCAUGGGACGGCGGCCCCGAAGGAGACGCCUUGAGCCUGUCCAUUGUCGGCCGCACCAACGUGGGCAAGUCGAUGCUCACCAAUGCCAUCAUCGGCGAAGAGCGGAGCAUUGUGAGCCCCGUUGCCGGCACGACGCGCGACGCCCUGGAUACCGCGGUAUCCUAUCGGGACCACGAGAUCACGCUGGUGGAUACCGCUGGUAUACGCCGCCCUGGCCAGGUGCAGCGCGGCAUCGAGAAAUACAGCGUGCUCCGUGCCGUGAACGCCGUGCAUCGCAGCGACAUCACCCUGCUGAUCACCGAUGCCACCGAGCUCGCCACGGCACAGGACGCGCACAUCGCCGGGCUGUCCUGGGACACCAACCGAGGCCUGAUCGUGGUGGUGAACAAGUGGGACCUGGUGAACCGCAACCGCUUUCGCAUGGAACGCGUUUUGCACCGCGUCCGCGAACGCCUGCAUUUCAUGCGCUACGUGCCGGUGUGCUUCACGUCAGCGCUCACCGGCGAGGGGAUCGAGGAAAUGCUGGACACCGCCCUGUCACUCUGGCAGGAGCGGCAGAAACGGGUCCCGUACCGGGAUCUGCAAUACCUGCUGGCUGACGCGGUUUCCACCCACACUCCGCCCUCGCAGCGGGGCAACAUCCGCAACCGCCUGCGUAUUCGCCGGGUGCGGCAGGUGGCCGUGAACCCGCCAACCUUCGUGUUUUCGGUCAACGACCCCAAGCUCCUGCAUUUUUCGUACCAGCGAUAUCUGGAAAACCAAAUUCGCGACCGGUUCGGAUUUGACCGAACGCAUCUGAGAUUGAUUUUCCGGCCGGAGCGCGCGGAGAAAUCCUCCCGCUCCGGAAUACGCAACCGCGCCCGGUAG
Molecule: messenger RNA, 1368 nt
Organism: Geodia barretti
Lineage: Eukaryota; Metazoa; Porifera; Demospongiae; Tetractinellida; Geodiidae
Source: the annotation of a GenBank genome assembly